AUGGAGAUGGAACCACAGGAACGGCAUCAGACGUUUGCAAGUUUUGCACGUGCCCUUCAAGACUUUAGGAUUGCUUGUCAUGAGGGCUAUACCUCAGAGGAUGUUUUUGGGGUCGUCAAAGACUUCAGAUCCAUAUCAGGUUCCGCAGCCCUCGAAUUAACUCAAUCCGGCGAAGAUGAAAUAGCAUAUGAGAACUGGGAACUGGAGGCCAAACUGUGGCAUCUUUUUGAUUUACUUUUUAGCUACAGAGUGGCAGAAGACACCCUCGAAGAAGUAGUGGUUCAUCCUUACAGUAGUAACGCUGUCUACAAAAAGGAAUUGCUAGACAACGACCACUCUCUCUACGAAAUUUGGUUGGUUAUAGUUUGGAUUCAAGCUAAUUUAGCCGAUCCCAAAAGGCCUCAAAUGUUGCCGUCGUCUAAGUGGUCACACUCUGUGAUAUCAGGAGGUUUAAAAAGUUGUGAUAUGGAUUACCCUUUACGUGAUCAUGAAGCGGUUCUGGAUCCGAAAGAUGUAGAAGAGGAUGGAAUCUUCUUCAAGUAUGUUUAUGAACUUCUUUUAGCUGGAAAUUUUGAAGAAAUUAGAAAAGAAUGUGAACAUUCGGAUAACUUAACAUUGAGUAUGAUUCUAUGUGGGGCAGAAGAGUACAUAGAUCCAAGAACAGACACGACAGUUGAUGAUUCACUAAAAACACAGGAAGGUAUUAAAAAGAAAGCAUUGUGGAGAAGAGCGGUGUACUCUCUUUCAUUGAACACAAAAUUAGACAAGUAUGAAAGGGCUAUUUAUUCAUAUUUGGCCGGCACUGUCAUUGAUGACUUGAACAUCGAUCUUGAAUGGGAUUCUGAACUUCUGCUGUACUUAAACCAGCUAUGGCAAACAACUAUUGAAAACUUCCUAAUUAAGCAAGGAAGGGUAGAUAAAAACGAACUAAUUGUAAGCAUUCCCUCAGUUCCAGUCCCCAUUCAAAAAAUCCUAAAUAUUGUGUCAUCAAAACACCCUAAUCAAAGUGAACAUCCUAUAAGAGUUUUAAUUGGCGCCACAAUCCUAGAUAAUCUAUCCUCUAUCAUUAAGUCAUCGAUUGAAAUGCUUUUGGAUGUUGUUAAGGGAAUCGAGUCCAAUAAUGACCUUUUCACGGAGCCUUAUUUACUACGAAUUGUAACCCACCUUGCCAUUUUUAUUAAUAUCAUACGCCCUGAAACUAUUGACGAAGUUGACAAGUCCAAAUUGAUAACGGCAUAUGUUACGAUUCUUUCACUAUAUGAGCUUUAUGAUCUCGUCCCGGUUUACAUCAGUUUUCUAAAUGAAGAAGACGCAAAAGAGGCAUACUCUUUCUUUUUGUCAAACUUGACAGAUGCACAGGUAAGGCACAAGCAGCUUGAGCUAAGUGUAUUGCUGCAAUUACCAAUUGCUAAUAUUCUUAGAAGAACGACUCAAAGAAUUUUUGCGGACACUGAAGAUUAUUAUAAACCGGACCUUGUGGUGAAUAUGACGUUAGAGACUACACCCAUUGAUAGACGUCUCAUGCUUGCUGUUGAGUGGCUAAUCGAGGGAAAGCUUUACGUCGAUGCGAUGGACGCAGUGAUCGCAUUAUCAAGAAGAUUCUUAAUUAAUGGCAGGAUUAAAGCGCUGGAAUCCUUCUUCGGUCAAUGUGACAUUGAAACCGUGAUAAAAAAUUACGAAGUCGACACAAUGUCAUCAAACAGUGAAAACUCGUCACAGGCUUCGUUGGAGAUACGCCAAUACCAACUGCUAGUAGCAGGGUUUAUGAAACUUGAUGAAUGGAACAGUUUGUCCAAUAAUAGCACAUCCACAAGUGAUGUUUCUUCCCGCAUCAAAGACUUCAAGGAUAUGUCAGAGUCUACGUAUACCUUGAUUAAGUCAUUUUUGGUAGACCUUACAGAAAACAAGAAUAGUGAAGAAAACGAUACCAUUUAUGAGAUUCGUGCUUUAUACACCCCUUAUCUGGUGAUUGAGCUCCACAAAGUCUUGGUUCAUGCAUCAAAGAUUUUCAACAUUACUAGCUUCAUCAAUGAAGCUUUACUUUUGGCAAACAUGGUCGCCAAUGAGACGGACAGAAUAUAUUUGUUAUUCAAAUCCAGUGGGCGCUUGCAAGAGUAUCUACAACUAAUAGCCAAUACUGCUACAUUAGUAGCUCCAUAA
Lachancea fermentati is the source of this 2160-nucleotide messenger RNA. The record is from the annotation of a GenBank genome assembly. NCBI's taxonomy places the organism in Eukaryota, Fungi, Ascomycota, Saccharomycetes, Saccharomycetales, Saccharomycetaceae.